CGCUGCCGCCCGCGCGGCGCCUUUAAGGCCUGGCCUACGUGGCAGCAGAGCCCAGCGGCGGCGCGGCCCGGCCCGGCGCUCCCUCAGCUUGCUCUCGCGCCCGCCCCUCCCGCCGCCGUCCCUCAGAGCGAGGCUGGGCCACAGGCGCUCAGUAGCCGGCAGCGUCCUGUCCUGUCCUGUCCUUUUCCCUCCUUCUCCGUUCUUCGGCCGCCAUGGGUCAGAACGACAUCAUGGGCACUGCUGAGGACUUCGUGGACCAGUUCCUGCGGGUGACCAAGCAGUACCUGCCCCACGUGGCGCGGCUGUGCCUGAUCAGCACCUUCCUGGAGGACGGCAUCCGCAUGUGGUUCCAGUGGAGCGAGCAGCGGGACUACAUCGACGGCACCUGGAACUGUGGCUACUUCCUGGCCUCCAUCUUUGUCUUCAUCAAUCUCUUUGGACAGCUCAGUGGCUGUAUCCUGGUGCUGAGUAGGAACUUUGUGCAAUAUGCCUGCUUUGGACUGUUUGGAAUUAUAGCAUUACAGACUAUUGCAUACAGCAUUCUAUGGGACCUGAAGUUCCUGAUGAGGAACCUUGCCCUUGGGGGAGGCUUGCUGCUGCUUCUGGCUGAGUCACGCUCGGAGGGGAAGAGCAUGUUUGCCGGUGUCCCCACCAUGAGGGAAAGCUCUCCAAAGCAGUACAUGCAGCUGGGGGGCCGUGUGCUGCUGGUCCUCAUGUUCAUGACACUGCUGCAUUUUGAUAUGAACUUCUUUUCUAUUCUGCAGAACAUUGUGGGCACAGCCCUGAUUAUCUUGGUGGCAAUUGGCUUCAAGACUAAGCUGGCUGCCUUGACUCUUGUCAUCUGGCUCUUUGGCAUCAACAUCUACUUCAAUGCUUUCUGGACCGUCCCAGCCUACAAGCCCAUGCACGACUUCCUCAAGUACGACUUCUUCCAGACCACCUCUGUCAUUGGAGGGCUUCUCCUCGUGGUUGCACUGGGUCCUGGGGGAGUCUCCAUGGAUGAGAAGAAAAAAGAGUGGUAACAGGAAUAGCAAACACUUCUUGGGACAUAACCUAUGAAGUCCAGAACUGAUUCUCUAUGGAUUCAACAAAAACUGCCAGCAUUUUACACGUACAUGCCCCCUUCCUAUCAAAGGCACAGGUGUUUUGAAUUUGAUUUCCAGUGGCACCAGUAACAUGAUAGUUAAAACCCCUCUUUCUUCAAGGAACGUUGCCUAGGCUUAUUCUAACUUCCUAGAUUGUGGAACUAACCCAAGGAGCCUGCACUUUGCUGAUGGCCUCAGUGAGCUGCAGUAGAACAGUUGCUGUCUUUUGAGGUCAGCAGUGUUCUAAAUUGGAAAAUACUGUGAGCAGAUACAGCUGCAUCUUUCAAGUGUGCUGUUGGGUUCUAGCUAGAACUUAAAGAAACAAGAAACCAAACCCCAAAGUGGAUCAUCCCCUUGGUCACCCUCAUCCACACUGCAUAAGGAGCUCCAUGGCUGGGUUUAGCAUUGCUUAGCAGGGUGGAAAGCAGCAUCACAAAAAAAAAUGAAUCACUGUUGUUUUGCUGCUCAGAGACCUGUAAUUCUAUUUUCUUUAAGAAGGGGAGGCCUUGCCUGGCCCCCAGUAGAAGGCAAAAAGAAGACCCUGCCAGUAGUUGUACUCCCCUCUAGGUAAGAAAAGGGAGAGAGGAGGGUUUAACACAUCCCACUUCUGCUCUUGAAGCGGGGGGACAGGGAAGAGUUUGGGAUUGCUAAUCAGGAAUCCUGUAUGGCUAAUGGUGUUUCAAGAAACAAAUGGGAGGAGAUAGUCCUACAGAGACAGAAUGUUCAGUUCUGUCAGGAUUCUGUGCCAAAAGAACUCUUUAUUCAGCAUUCUUUCCCCAAUGUAGCCCCUCCUGAAUUCCCAAGAGGGGAGCCAAGUUGUGCUGCAGGUUCCAUAAUAAAAGCUCCUUUCUGUUGUUAACCAGCUCUCAUCCAUCUGUCCCCCCACUUCCUGUCUGAAUUGCAGGUUAUUGGUGAAAGUGUCUUCAGAAUUACAGAAGUUCCCCCUUUUCAACCCCCAGCUCAGUCCAUGUCAGUCAGUCUUCUAAUCUGUAGUCUUUGCUUCUUAGAUUCACUUCUGUCAGCCUCUCAGCUGGCUGAACAGUGAGAGAACUGGGUGCUGAGCUCUUGGGCACAGCCCCUUCCCUCUGCCAUCUCAGACCAGCUGGAGGUGUGCAGGGAGGAAAGGUGGAGCUCAGCCCCAUGCUGCCCCUUCUCAUCUCUGCAAGCACACAGUUGUGGCUGAGGAAUGACGAGCAAAGCCUGUGCAGUGAGAGAGCAGCCAGGGAUGCAGCUUGCCUGUUCCGAGGAGCUCCUUCCCCAGCAGAGUGGUGAGGAGAACUGAAGGCUCCUUUUUCACCUCUCAGUGCCAUGACCUCUGUGCCAUGACCAUGCUUAGUGCUGCUCAGAGGAGGCAUUUUGCCCUCUGCUAGUCACCCAGGUAAAGCCUCUUCCCCUAGAUGAUGAAAGGACACCAGAAAGCCAGCCCUGCCAACCUGCUAACGUUCCCUUGAUUCCUUGCACUGUUGUCUUCUCCCUUGAGAAAGCUGCUCAACUGUGUGUCCAAGGAGUAAUUCAGCUGAACAGCAGGAGCUGCUGACCAGGCUUUCCUGGUGAGGACACCAGCCUGGCCAGGUCAGCUGAAAUGGUUGAUCUUCAGGAGAGAAAUCAUGCUGCAAGAGCUGCUGAGAAAUACAAGAGCACUCUUGAGCAUGAAACCAGUGAUUGCA
Dryobates pubescens (Downy woodpecker) is the source of this 2752-nucleotide messenger RNA. It is a transcript of the gene SURF4, whose product is annotated as surfeit 4. The transcript has 6 exons. The coding region runs from base 213 to 1022 and encodes 269 amino acids. Gene Ontology annotation, cellular component: endoplasmic reticulum-Golgi intermediate compartment; endoplasmic reticulum; membrane. Gene Ontology annotation, biological process: Golgi organization. The record is from RefSeq and is a predicted model, not a curated record. Lineage: Eukaryota; Metazoa; Chordata; Aves; Piciformes; Picidae.